This is a messenger RNA of Anthonomus grandis grandis, 8308 nucleotides long. Its product is annotated as cytospin-A-like. NCBI's taxonomy places the organism in Eukaryota, Metazoa, Arthropoda, Insecta, Coleoptera, Curculionidae. Gene Ontology annotation, cellular component: filamentous actin; microtubule organizing center. Gene Ontology annotation, molecular function: protein binding. Bases 330 to 8183 code for a protein of 2617 amino acids. The transcript is spliced from 16 exons. Gene Ontology annotation, biological process: actin cytoskeleton organization. The record is from RefSeq and is a predicted model, not a curated record.
UGUAACAGCCGAUCAAAUGUCGCAAAUGUAACCCGAUAUUUACCCCCUUUAAACCGAAAAAACCGCAAUUUUACGCAAUAAUUUCGCAAAAGUCGAUAAUUUUCCUAUUGUCGCAACAAAAACACGUAAAAAUCAACGAAAAUUACCGCGGCUUACAGUUAAUUUUAACGGAUAAUUUAAACAUACCCCGGCUCCCGCUUAUGUAGAAAGAAAAAUGCAUUUGCGAGCACUUGUGCGGCCGCUAAAUUAUUCGCAAGGUGUUCGGGCUGAUCGCUUGUCUUGUGCUGAUCCGGUCAUUGUGUGGGAAAAAAUGCUAGAAAAACCUUAAAAUGAAUAAAGAGAAAGUGCCAAAAACAAGUCGCAGUACUCGGCCACCACCAGCUAAUGUUAACAGAUCUUCUCGACCUCAAACCGGUGAGCCAACCUCCAUUUUCGGGUCGCUCAGGCGCCUCAAAAGUGGCGUUUCCACCUCCACCCCGAAAAAACCUCCCGAUUUAGAGGUGAAGAAAAAAUUGGCCAGUUCAUCUGGGGUGAGUGUCAGGGUUGAUAAUAAUGCUAACGUUACCUCGGUGGGGGGUUUUGAGGAGGACAGUGGCCACCGGAGAAGAAGAGGCAAAGAGAAUAUAGAGGAGGGUGGAGGAGGAGUUGUUGGGAGAAGACCGGUUCCUGGGAGAACAACCGUUUUGGGAAGUAAAAAUAGGACUAAAGGAUCCGCUGUGUCGUUGCAACAAUUGAUCAGGCCUAGAUCGCACCAAAGUAUCAACAAACCAAAGAGACCAAUCAGCGUAUCAGUGCCAGGCCACGUGACUGUAAGAAGAGGACACAAGGAGGGACAAGGAAACACGGAUAACUUGUCCAGAACCUCCUCGAUCACCAAUUUGGACUCCUUGGAGUCUAGUUUGGGUAAAGGGGCGAAGCCACGUAAGGCAGCCUCCAAGGAGAGAAUCGACAAACAGUCACACGAUGGAAAAAAGGUCACAAAAAACAACAACAAACUAGAACCUCCCACGCAGCAACCCUUAACUUAUUCCUCUGAUUCACUACAACACUCCGAAGCGGAGUUGCAACAGCUGCGCAAGCAGCUGCGCGACAUGGCCGACGAGAAGAGUUCGCUGGCGUUGCAGCUGGGCGAGCAGCGAGGGCAGCUGAACGUUUUACAGAAUGAGAUUCUCAAACUUAAGUGUUUCCAAGAGGAAAGCAACUUAGAGAUGGAAAAACUGGCCGAGGAAAACACCGUGCUAAGAAACCGGCUGAGAGACGUGGCACACUCACCGCUCAGCGACAACGAGAAGCAGCAGUUGUUGUUUGACAAUAGACAUCAUAAUAGUGCUCCAGCUUCCAUAGCUACAAAUGCUAUAGAUGAUACUGGAGGGGAUGCUACCACCUGCACCACUCCGGAUUGGGACAAACAGUCCAGCGGGAACGUGAGCGAGGUCUCGGUGGCCUGUUUGCAGGAUAAAAUCAAUCAGAUGCAAGAAACUCAUUACAGUACAAACGAGGAACUUCAAGCUACCCUCCAAGAGCUGACCGACCUUCAACGUCAGCUGACUGAGCUCCAGCAAGAAAACGAGCGAUUGAACGAGGAGAAAACGUUAAUGUUCGACAGUUUGUGUCGACAAACUGAACGAUUAAAAGAGUCCAGGCAAGAAGUGGAGAAACUGAAUCAGCUGAUCUACAGCAAUAGAUCAGAUGAAACGGGAAUAAACCAGUUUGAAAACGCCGUAGAACGUGAACAACAACUGGUAGAAGUCUUAAGGACCGCACAAGAUGAACGGGAGCAAUUGCUGUUGAAACUAGAUCAAAUCCAAGGGGAGUUACAGGAUUCUAGAAAAGCGCAUGCUGAGAAGUGUGAAGCCCUUGCCCAGCUCACGGAACGCUUAAAAACCCUAGAAUGCACCUUGGACGCCAAAAAUGCCGAGCACAAACAACUGGAUCAAGAACUGACCCAAACCAAAGAUCAAUAUUCCGGAAAACAAAUCGAGGUGGACCGUUUGUCCGAUUUAUUGGAAACCGCUCGAACUAAGAUCAUUGAACUGGAACAAGAUCGUGCUCUGAGCGACAAAAGCGAACUGGAUGAAAUGUUGGAUAAUGCCAGGAAGGAGAAGGAUCAGCUUGAGUCUGAGGUGACGUAUUUAAAGGAGCAACUGGCCCGGAGCAAAAAUGAGAUUGAGAAGUUAAAAGAGCAAGUUUUUAUGCUGCAGGAAGAAUGCAAAGUGACUAGGAACAACGCGAAAACCACCCAGGCGGACCUGGAAUACAAGUGCGAAAAAGUCGUGGCCGAAAAGAACAAUUUGAACGAACAGCUGCAACAAUACCAGGAGGUAGUAAACGAGUUACAGUUGCAGUCGCAAUGCCAUCUGGAGGAUAAGCGGCAACUGUCGGCGGUUUUAUCAGAAACGCAACGGAAUAUGAGCGAAACCGAGCGUAAGAAUAUCAAUUUGGAGAACGAGUUGCUCGAGUUGAAGAAACUGAGGGAAGAAGAGAACGAUGAGUGGGAAAAAUUCCAAAACGACCUCUUAACCUCGGUGAGGGUGGCCAACGAUUUCAAAACCGAGGCCCAACAAGAACUGCAGAAGAUCAUUUUGGAAAAUAAAACUUAUAGAGAGAAAGUAAGACUGUUAGAAGGGCAACUGGAGAAACUUAAGGGUGAAAAAACGUCCACACCUACACAGACAGACAUCAUUUUAACACCUCAACUAAUCGCGUUGGCCAAGAAUUUGGAUCCUUCGAUACCCAACCGAGUGUCCUUAUUGGAGAAACCUGAUACUACUGGAAAUAUGGAGAGACUGUUUCCGAUCUUAAACCGGAAGUGUAAAAGCAAAGAAAACUUGGCGGAUGUGUCCACUUUAAGCGGACACAGACGACAAAGGAGUGAUAAUAGCUUGGGUUUAAAAAAAAGCAAAAGCAAAGAUGAUUUGCGUGAAUACGGGAAGGAAAGAGGGUCCAGAGGGUUUCUAAAGUGGAACAGAAGCAAGGAGAAUUUGAAUGUAGAAGACGAGCCUAAAGAGAAGAAGGGUUUCUUCAAAAGAAACAAAAGUCAAGAGGAUCUGGACAAGCCUAGGAAAAGUAAAGACAGCUCAGGCUCCUCGGAGGGCAACAAUUCCCUUACAAAAAUGAUCAAAAGGCGCGAAAAGAAAUCUGCAAAUCGCUCGAAAAUAACGCAUCCAAAAUUCAUGUCAGUUGAGGAAGAAAUGCUGCUACAAUCCUUAGACAGUUGGUACGAGAACAUUGAUCAAAACACACCGGAUGAACUACUUACCCAAGAAGAAAAAGCUGUAAGAAAACUGAAGGUUUUAUACGAAGAUGACACCCUAAAAGAAAAACCUGUAGCUCACAAACCGAAAGAACAUCUAGCCAUAAGCAAACCUUUACUAAACUCCGUUGUCCUCAAUCCAAAACUAGAACAAAUCUGCCGGGAUCCCAAACUUAUCACAGUACAUCCCGAAGUGAGAGAAAGCGCCUUAGAAGACUGCUCUACAAGAGUAGAAGAAGAAGUCUACACAAAUAUCCCUCCCAUAUUUAAAAGCAAAAGCCUAGAGGACAUUAACGUUUUCGAAGAGUACCGCACUGAAUCCUCUUUGGCCCCAGUACUCUACGGCCCCACCAAAGUAGACACCACACACUUUAAAAGGGUUUUAAGCGACAUUGACCCAAACGAUUCAGUAUCAAAUCCAAGAAGAUCAAUAAUGUACCAUGAGCUACCCAAACCUAACGUCUAUAUCAAUUACGAGAAUUUGGACGAGAUUGUGGGUCAAAUACCGAGAAACGUGCCGGAAAACCGCCUUACUGAGGAGCAAAAGUUCGCCAAAAAACUGAAAUCCGCUUUGGAUGACGCCGAAAAGAAAACCACAUUAAAAAAAAGCAAAAAGAGUCUCAGGGGUCAAGAGAUCAGCGCGCCUACAAGAGAAUCCGUAGAAAAAAACUGGAAAUUAAAGGAAAUCCUCUUAAACCCGAGGAUAAAAGCAGCUGAGGAGCCACGGAAACGUCAUAGUACCGAUAUCAGUAGCGACCUGGGAAGCCCACAAUACGCACGAAACUUAAAUAACAGCAACAGCAAAUCCUACGAAGACAUAUCCUUCUCAUUUGUGCCUGAGAAUACUUUGCUCCAUAUGCACUACGGAGAACAGAUCAAAGCCUCGAAGUAUACCAUAGAAUCUUCCAGCUCCUCCAGUCAAUCAUUCACCAGUGCUGAAUUUAACUUGGAUACAGGCACAAUCGUUGAAAAAGCUGAUUCACUAUUGUACAAUGAUACAGUAACACGCACCAAAGAAGCAAAAGUAAAAGAGCUAAAGCGCGAGCUAAGUGUACAAGAAGAAGAAGAGAUACACCAUCCCAAGAUAUUAAAAGCCAAGCAGCAGUAUGAGAUCCAGCUUCAAGAAUCCUUGAAGAGAAUACAUCAUGAUGAGCUCAGGGCUAGCUUGAGGAAGCAGCGAGGUAUGGAUCAAAACGGCAAUUUUCUACCAGUGAAAUACGAAGACGUUAAGUUUGAAGAACCAAUAGUAAAAAUCGUUCAUUUUGAAGACCAACAGAGCACAUUGAGUGAGGAAGGCAGCUGGUACUUUGAACCUGAGGUGCCCAUAGCUUUCAGAGAUAAAACUGACGAAGAAAAUCUUGAUGAUGAGAGUCCUGAAGCCAAUAACUGUUCAUUUAAUGAGGAAGAUCAACUCAAAGAAUAUUACAGUCUAACACAUGACAUUGGCCAUAUGACAACUUUAGAAGAUUAUCCAGCCAUCCAAUCACCAACCUUAUCUUUUCACAGGCACAGUUACACUUCCCCCAUAAACUCACCGAUACCUUCAACUCAUCGUCUCUCACUACCAUCUCCAAAUGUAUAUCUCUACGAACAAACCUUGAAAGAAAACCGUUAUGGAGUCGUCUCUCCACUGAACUUAAGAUACACUUAUAGACAUGUGGUGGAAGAAUACAAAGAAAAGUUUCCCUCCGAAGAAGAGAUUUCACCUAAAACCGAAGUGGAUUAUGUAGAAAACACUGAUGAUUUCAUCGAUGAGUUUUUCCGGCCGGUGUUUGCUCCCGAGGAGUCCGAAGGCGUUGUUCUAAGAACCUCCGAGGUGAACUCCAAAAUAGACCAGGAAAUGGAGGAAAUUAUGGAGAAGUAUUUGCAUACGAGAGCUUCUUUGUUAGUGAAGAAGCUUGAUGAGCCAGCACCGAAAACUAACCUAAAAAAGUAUGAAACUAUGGAGGAAUUAGGCAAGGCAGGAGAAGAGAGAAUCACUGAAUCAGAAGAUGAGCCACUAUCGUUGCAAGAUCUACAAUUUAUUGAAGAAAUGAAGAGCAAAUAUGCCUCAAACGAAACGCUUACUGAAGAUGAACCGAUAAAAGAGACGAAGUCUUUGAGUUUCCAGUUGAAAGAGAAGAAACCAAGGCCACUAUCUGAACUUAAUGAACAAGACUUGGCUUUAAUUGAUGAGAUUAGUAGACGGUCAGCUAAUUAUGAGGAUACAAAUCCAAGGCCUUUUGAAUCUAGCCAAAAAGACUGUGUUGAUGAAUUGACUAGGAGGCCAACUAAAGAUUUGAAAGAUGAAUCAAUUGAAAUGAUUGAAUCAAGGCCAUUAUCAGAAACUGUUAAUGAAGCGUUACGUUUUUCUGAUGAUAUUAGAAGAUCAAUUGAAAAUGCUUCCCAUGGCGAAGAAUUGAUAAGAGAAAUAAAACCAAGGCCCUUGUCUGAAACCAGUGAACAGAAUUUGCGUUUUAUUGAUAAAAUUACUCCUUCAGCCGACGUUGUCAUAGGUCCUCAAUCGCAGAAAGAGAUUAAACCAAGGCUAUCGUCAGAAACAUUCAAUCAAUCCUCACGUAUUUCUGAUGAUAUUACUAAAUCGGUUGAAGAUCAUAAGUCUUCAAAUUUUGCUUAUCAUGAGAAAGAUAUAAAACCAACGCCAUUACCAGAAAUCAUUGACCAAGAUUUAGCUUCUAUUGAUGAAAUUAACGAAGAAUCUUCUAAAGAUAAUGUACCUCCUCAAUUGGUUUUCCAUGAUGAUGAAUUAUUAAAAAAGAUGAAACCAAGACCAAUAUCAGAAGCCUUUAAUCAAUCCUUACUUCUUUCUGAUGAAAUUGCUAAAACAGUUGAAGAUGAUAAGGUUUCUCAGUUUACUUCCAGUAAAUCUGAAUCAACAAGAGAAACAAUACCAAGGCUCUUAUCUGAAAUCAAUGAACAUGAUUUACGUUUUAUUGAUGAAAAUACCAGGAAAUCAGCUAAUCCCCUGGCUUUUCAUGAAGAAAAAACUAAAUCAAGGCCACUAUCUCAUAUCAACCAACAAGACUUAGCUCUAAUUGAUCUAAUUGAUGCAAGUAUCAGGAGAUCAACCGAUAAUGCCUCUACUUUGGCUUCUCCAGAAGAAUAUCCAAGGCCACCAUCUGAAGCUAAUGCAGAAGAUUUACAUCAUUACAGUGUAUCAGUUAAAGAUGAUAAGUCUCCUAAUUUUGCUUCUCAUGAAGAUAAAUCAAGGCCAUUGUCUGAUAUUACUAGAAGAUCUUUUAAUGCGCAUACACUACAACAAGAGAUGACACCCAGACCAUCAUCUGAAAUUCUUAAAGCAUCAGACGAUAUUCCUCCACCUUUGCCUACUAGUCCAGUUCCAACAAAAAUAGAAGAAAUAAAAUCUCCAGAGUCCUUGAUUCCUGUCAGAAAAGAGAAACUUCUUCCUCCAAGUCUUAGACCAAAGAAACCUGAAGACUUACCAAAACAGUUCACUUAUGGCAAUGUGACUUUUAGGAAUAGCAGCAAAACCUCUUCGCCAGUCUCAGAGGCAAGACAAUCCAAGCGACUGUCUGAGCUAAUGUUUAAAGAAACGAUUUUUGUUCCUACUGAGCAGGAGUCAGAACCAUUUACACCAACACGCAGUUAUAAGCAACAAAACAGUUAUAGGGAAAGCGUAUUUGUUGCUAGUCCCACUAGCAAGAUCCCUACUCCGAAGUUUUUUUUGAGCAAAUCCAAGUCUCCAUUCACACCAGAACCUAUAGAGAAACCAAAGUACCAAAGCUACAAAGAAACUGUAUUCGUUUCUGAAGAAUCUCAUCAACGAAACUCUUGGACGGAUUCUCUAAAAGAGGGUCUACUGGACAACGAUAACUCUUAUGAGCCAGUCUACUAUUCAAACGUGUUAUUCCCCUCGAGAAUCCCAAAGAGCGUUUCCAGUUUUUCUUCUAUUUCAAAAAAACCUCUACCACUCCCAAGAGUAUCUUCGUUCAGGUCACAAGAGCACCUGGUUGCUGGUAUCAGUGACACUUUUGACACUAUGUCUAGCUCAAAUGAAAAUUUCAGUGAAGUAAAUAAAUCCUCUGAGCCCCAACCGAAUAAUGAGAUUGCGGGGGAUCGUGUGGCAGAGGACACGAAACCCUUACCCCCCGAUGUAAAUGACUUGUCCGCCGAUGCCAUUUUGGUCGAUCAGAGCAAGGCUCGCACCGAUAUAUUUAGGAAUACAAGUCAUCAUGAGGAGCUAGAGCUGGGUAAAAUAAUGACUGAACAGGAAGAGCAAAAAAGUGCGAAACCUCCAUCACUUGAAGACGAAUCUAUCGAAGAGGUCCCGAGGAAUGGGGAAGAAUCUGACGUGAACCUAUUCCAUAUGGAUUCGCAGGCUUCCUGUGAUUCUUACCUUGAACUUUUUAAAACAAAAGAGAGUAAAGAGUUUGAUAUUUUAAGGGGGAAAAAGCCUCAUAAAACCUUUGCUGGUUUCACUUAUGUGGAAGAAAUUUUGGCUGAAGAUGCGUCCUCUAUUAGCACUGGAAACUUGGAUGAUCUUAGCGAGGAUGCUGGUCCGAAGAUAGUAGGGUUCGUGCCUCUGGAUAAUCAAACCACUCCAGUUUUCACCAAACCUGCAGAAAAUGUUGGUGCACUUGCACAAGAUGAACCAGUUGAUUCAGAGUCAAUAGCAAAACCAGAGAAAGUUGAGGAUGAUGACCUGAAUUCCUCAGUGGAACUUUUGGCGAAAAAACCCUCAACAGUAAGCAGCAGAAGUCAAAGUAGCAGCAGAACAAGCUUCUCCCAAGCCAAAAAAAUAUUUGAGGCUCUAGAGGAGGCACAUAAAGACGAACCGACGAGACCAAAGAGUGCAGUCAAUCCUAAAUCCCAGCCGAGAGUUAGUCUGAGAGAUUCGAGGAGCCUGGAGCAGAUCAAGCCCAAGAGUUCCGACAAGGAGAGCAUUGGGGAGCGCGGGCUAUUGCAGUAACCGUGUUUUAUAUUAUCAUUGAUAAUGAUAUUUUUAAUAAUAAAGUAUGCGCUAGCAGUACAAUGUUUGUUUUUUGAGCAUUUUUAUGUGUUUUUUUGUUAAAUAAAAUUGAAUUUUAUUAGAAA